This is a messenger RNA of Cercopithifilaria johnstoni, 366 nucleotides long. NCBI's taxonomy places the organism in Eukaryota, Metazoa, Nematoda, Chromadorea, Rhabditida, Onchocercidae. The record is from the annotation of a GenBank genome assembly.
AUGGCAGAUCCUACACUUCUAAAAGAUAUAGCAAUUAAGACAGGUAUUGUGAAACGUUUGGUGAAGGAAUUAUGCUAUUAUGAGAAGGAAGAGGAGAAGUUAUUGAUCAAAUUGCAAACAAUGCAAGGUGAUGGUGAUACUGACGAACAUAUCAUUAAAAAACAGAUGGAAUUGCUUCAGGAAACAAAGCAAAUGAUACCGGAAUGUGCUCGACGAUUGAUGAAUUCGGUCGAAAGUUUGAAAAAGGUAACCGGUGAACACGAAGCGCUAUUACAGAAUACGCCAGAGUAUAUUGCUGCUGCAGAACAAAUUAGAACCGGUAUGGAAGAAUGCUCGAAAAUCAAGGAAGCAACACGAGUGGAUUGA